Auxenochlorella protothecoides is the source of this 2907-nucleotide messenger RNA. RefSeq names its product Peptidyl-prolyl cis-trans isomerase, chloroplastic. Gene Ontology annotation, biological process: regulation of pH; proton transmembrane transport; sodium ion transport. The record is from RefSeq and is a predicted model, not a curated record. NCBI's taxonomy places the organism in Eukaryota, Viridiplantae, Chlorophyta, Trebouxiophyceae, Chlorellales, Chlorellaceae. The transcript has 18 exons. Gene Ontology annotation, molecular function: peptidyl-prolyl cis-trans isomerase activity; sodium:proton antiporter activity. Gene Ontology annotation, cellular component: membrane. Bases 1 to 2907 code for a protein of 968 amino acids.
AUGGUCUCCGCCCUUGCAGCAGCAGCGCUGGCGGUGCUGGCGGCGGACUCUUCCCGCCUCGUCCUCGCCCCGCCCCCCGCCACCGCCGGCCUCAUCUCCACAGACCCGGUGAAGGACGCCAAAGCACUGUUGCGCUAUGCGCUGCCCAUCCACAACACCCCCAUCAGGCAGGUGCAGGAGUCGCUGGAGAGCAUCUCAGAGGCGCUGAGGAUUCCUGGGGGCAAGGCCUUUGGGCCAAUUGGACGGGCGGUCCGGAAUGCAGCGUCCAUACUGGACAGGGAGACAGGCACCAUCACCAAGGCCCUCGUCAAGGAGCGCCAGAAGCAGGGCCAGGACGAUCUGGUGCUGCUCAAGCAGAAACUCUCUGAGCUGCAAGCCGUCCUUGGAAACAAGGACAAGAAUGACAUUCCGGUCCUGCAGCAGGAGUGCCUGAACUUAGUAGGAGACAUAGAGGAGUCUAUGGUCUCGGGCUACCCCUUUGAAGUACCCAAGGAGUAUGCCAACCUCCCACAACUCAAGGCAAGCGGUCGUGCCACGCUGCAAAUGGAUGUGAAGUUCUCCAGUCCCCGCGAGGACAACUCGACUGGAGGCAGGAUGGUCAUUGUCGUGGAUGGCUUCAACGCCCCACUCAGUGCGGGAACCUUUGUGGACCUGGCCCAUAAGGGCUUCUAUGAUGGCAUGCUCAUCCAGCGGUCAGAUGGCUUUGUUGUGCAGAGCGGGAAGCCGGAGUCAGGGGAGGGAUAUGUUGAGAAUGGGCAGCUGAGAACGGUGCCCUUUGAGGUCAUGGUGCAGGGUGACAAGAUCCCUGUCUACGAAGAGACCCUCGAGGACAAUGGACGGUUCAACGAGCAGCCAGUGCUCCCGUUCAACGCCUUUGGAACUUUGGCGCUGGCGCGCGCCGAGUUUGACACAAACUCCGCCUCAUCUCAAUUCUUCUUCCUGCUGAAGGAAUCGGAGCUGACACCCACUGGAUCCAAUCUGCUGGAUGGGCGGUAUGCUGUGUUUGGAUAUGUGACGGAGGGAGCACCACUCCUGAAAGAGCUCCAGGUGGGGGACAAGAUCGAGCGCAUCAAGACCUGGUUUGCAGAUGGCGUGCUGGAGUCCAUUCUUUCUUUCAAUUCAUCCAGCUUCUUCACGUUCCUCCUCCCUCCCAUCAUAUUCUAUGCCGGACUGUCUGUGCGCAAGCGCCACUUCUUCAAGGAGUUCCUGACCAUCAGUGGCUUCGGCAUUGCCGGCACCUAUGCCUGUUUUGCCCUGCUCUCCCUGGGACUCUGGCUCUGCUUCCAUGGACUCCUCACAUUCAGGGAGUGCCUGGGCCUGGCUGCCAUCAUGGCAGCUACAGAUUCUGUAGCGACCCUCCAGGUUCUUGAUAAGGAGCGGUAUCCGCUGCUGUACUCGGUGGUUUUUGGUGAGGGCGAUCUGGAGCUCCAGGGCACGGAGGACCUCACCGUCUCCAUGGCUUUCACCAUUUUUGGCACCUUUUUGUACCUUCUGCUGGCCUCGGCAGCCCUGGGUAUCGUCCUGGGCCUCGUCACAGCCCUCUGCCUGCGCAGGGUCACCUUCCACGAGACCUCCCAGGAGGUGGCGUACAUCGGCCUGAUGGCAUACCUUUCCUACCUGGUAGGGGAGGUGGCGGGCCUCAGCGGCAUCGUGGCCCUCUUCGUGUCCGCCAUCAUCAUCUCCCACUACGCCCUCCACAACAUCUCCAAGCAGUCGAGGAUCACCACUGUGCAUGCCUUUGCGACGCUGAGCUACGUGUCGGAGGGCAUCAUCUUCAUCAUCUGCGGCAUGGACGCCGUGGACCCCGUCAAGUGGAGGGCCACCAACGUGAGGCACCUGCUGUGGAUGUUCUGGAUCGUCAUCCUCCUGCUCAUGGCCUCGCGCGCCGCAUUCGUGGGCCCCGUUGCCGCCCUGCACAACGCCUUCUCCGCCGUCCGCCUCUCCCUGCGCGAGUGCGUCGUCAUUUGGUGGGCGGGCCUCAUGCGCGGCGCCGUCAGCGUGGCCCUGGUGUACACACUGUUGGGGGGCGGAGGAAGGGAGGGCGAUGCCACGCUCAUCACCACCACCCUAGUGGUGGUCAUCAUCAGCAUCCUGGGGUUUGGCGCGGCCACCAAGCCCCUUCUGGCCUUCCUCAUGAGAGACCAUGUGGAGCAGCCGAGCAGCCCCCUGACCUCUGGCCUGGCCGUUGAAAUGGCAGGCGCCGCCGGGUCCAAGGGGGGCAACGCACCUCCCGAGUCCUCUGCCCUCCUGCGCUGGGGAUCCCGUGGCGAGCCUGUGGCGGAGCCCCCGGUGGGGGAGGCUGCGGAGCCCAGUCGCACCUACAGGCCAGAGGGGGAGGACCAAUAUCUACGGAAGUCUGGCAGCCAGACGAGCGAUGCAGGGAGUGCCCUCCCCGCCGCAUGGGGGAACCUGACCUGGGGCCCGCCGGAACAUAGUCCAGAGUCAGGUGGCGGGGUGGGUGGGGUGCUCCCUUCGGACUGGGAUGUGUGCUUGAGGCGGCUGCCCAACCCUCGAGCGUGCUGCGUGCCACUUCACCUCCUCACGGCAGGAACAAACGGACCAAAUCCUGAUCACCUUUCCGCCUUUCCUCUUUCAGAGGUGCUGCUGCAUGAACCUGCUCACAUCGCCCGGCUGCCAGGGGACCUCGAAGCGCCUCCGAGCCCCCUGCCCGGCUCACUGGCGCAGACUGGGCAAUCCACGGCGCUGGGCGCCGCGUUCCAGCUGGAUGUGGCACAUGGGGCCCAGCCUUCCGUCCCCGGCAGGGCAGGGUCCACGUGGGACGAGCGGGGAUCUGCGCACGGCAGCGCCGCUGUCCCUUCAGGGACAGGCAAGAAGGUGCCGCAGCCGGGCCACCCCUCCCCUGCCAAGGCCUCCUCCGGACCUCUGGGAAUGCGCGUGAAUCGGUGA